Molecule: messenger RNA, 6034 nt
Organism: Eleginops maclovinus (Patagonian blennie)
Lineage: Eukaryota; Metazoa; Chordata; Actinopteri; Perciformes; Eleginopidae
Product: C-Jun-amino-terminal kinase-interacting protein 1-like
Biological process (GO): JNK cascade; regulation of JNK cascade
Cellular component (GO): cytoplasm
Molecular function (GO): MAP kinase scaffold activity; JUN kinase binding
Source: RefSeq, a predicted model, not a curated record
CAACAUCGCCGGACCUCUCAGGUGUUUGCUGGGCGGCUGCAUAUCGGAGCCAAUGGAGGAAUGGUAACAAGGCAGCAUGGCGGACAGAGAGAAGCGGAAAGUCAGCACUCCCUCUGGCCGCAACAUCCAGGUGAAGUCACCGGCCAGCUUCAGGUUGACCCAUGACAUCAGCCUGGAUGAAUUUGAAGAUGACGACCUGUCGGAGAUUACAGAGAUCACAGACGAGCGCGGGAUGAGCCUAAACUGCAAUGGCCCGGAUAUCAAGGGCCGUGUGAGGCGAGGAACCAAUAGCAUGUCAGGGAGGGCAGAGCUGGGUGCUGUCGGCCAGUUCCAGGCAGAGAUGCUGCAUUUGGAACUUAUCGACGGUGCUGACGGUUACCGCAGUGACAUAGAGUCCACGAAGGCGUCUGCCAUCGCACCCCCGCCUAUCAUCAAGGACCCUGCAGCACCUGUUACCAUGGAUACCUACCGCCCCAAGAGACCCACGACCCUUAACCUCUUCCCGAUUGUACCGCGCACACAGGAUACUUUAAACAACAACUCAUUUGGGAAGAAGUACAGUUGGCAGGAGAAGGUUUCAGGCUCGUCCUCGCCUCUCAAAACAGGUGAACGCACCCCUACACGUGAGCACAGCUGUCUGAGUGACGAGGACAAGGUGCAGGGCGGGGGAGCGCAGACCAAAGACCGCGGGACUUCCACUGACGCCCCCUGCAGACACAAACACACCUCUGGACACACUAAAGGCUCAUCUACAACGGCUGCCACUCGCUCCAAGCUUCAGGAGAAGCCUCCUGCGCCACCCCCCCCGCAGAACUACACACCAGCUCCUCUAUACCCAGCAGGGAAGGUGGAUGGAGGUGCUCCCCACCGGGAGAGGAUCCGCUACCAAACGGACGUUCAUCUAGAGCCCACAGAAGAGAUCUAUCUAACUCCUGUGCAGCGCUCUGCCGACCCCCUAGACCCCCCUAACUCGCAGGACCGGCCUUUCCUCUCGCAGCAAACUGAGCAAGGUCGCAUGUCUAUCAGCUCGGACACAGAGGGCCCGCCUCCUUACCAGCCUCUUCCCGACCGGACAAACACCUCCAUCUAUGAGGAGGACGAGGUCUAUGUCCCCCCGCCUUCAUAUGCUUCUUGUAUAGAGGCCCUCAUCACACCUCCCUCAGCUCGCUCCUCCCUCACGCUGGACCUAAGCCUGAAAGGGGCAGGAACGGGGGCCGGGGUCAUGCUGAGACCCGGAUCAUCAGUGGAGUACGUUGACGCCACCGAUGAAAGCUACUGUGGGGAGGAUGAGGAUGUGGAUAGGAUAAUAAUGGACGGAGAGAUGAGGAAGGGGGAAGGUAAGGGGGAUGGCGGUGGCAACAAAGUCCCACUAAGGACUUCCAUGAACUCGGAGGCCAGCGGCCUAUCAUAUGACUCGGUCAAGUACACAUUGGUGGUGGACGAGCACGCUAAGCUAGAACUGGUCAGUCUGCGGCAGUGUUACCAAGGUUACAGUGACGACAGCGACACGGCUACCGUCUAUGACAACUGCGUCUCUUCUCCCUACGAGUCAGCCAUCGGGGAGGAAUAUGAGGAGGAAGAUGAAGAUGAUGAGGACGGCAUUCAGAUAGGAGGAGUGAGGAGAGAGGCAACAGCUUGUCUGUCGGAAGAUUCCACACCGGAGGUCGAUCUGCACUUUUCCAAAAAGUUCCUCAACGUCUUCAUGAAUGGACACUCUCGCUCCUCCAGUGCAGAGUCCUUUGGCUUAUACUCGUGUCUUAUUAAUGGAGAGGAGAAGGAUCAGAGCCACAGAGCCGUGUACAGGUUUGUCCCCCGGCAUGACGAUGAGUUGGAGCUGGAGGUGGAUGAUCCGUUGCUGGUGGAGGUCCAGUCGGAGGAUUUCUGGUACGAGGGUUACAACAUGCGAACUGGUGCCCGUGGGAUCUUCCCAGCUUAUUACGCUAUAGAGGUGACAAAGGACGCUGACAGCUACAAAGAAAAGAGCAGUGAAUGGAUGGACAGAUACCACUUGAAAUUCCUGGGCUCAGUUCAAGUGCCCUUCCACAAAGGAAAUGAUGUUCUGUGUGCAGCUAUGCAGAAGAUUGCCACCAACAGAAGGAUGACCGUCAAGUACAACCCACCUUCCUCGUGCAUCCUGGAGAUCAGUGUGAAAGGCAUCAAGCUUGCCGUUCAAGAGGAUUAUUAUGCCUGUGACAGAAGUAACGAGUGCAGUCACUUUUUCCAGCUGAAGAACGUCUCCUUCUGUGGGUAUCACCCCAAAAACAGCAAGUAUUUUGGUUUCAUUACUAAGCACCCAGCAGACCAGAGAUUUGCCUGCCAUGUAUUUGUGUCUGAAAACUCCACCAAACCUCUAGCAGAGUCAAUAGGGAAAGCCUUCCAGUUGUACUAUAAAGAGUUUGUGGAUUUCUCGUGCCCUACAGAAGACAUCUACCUGGAAUAGCCCUGCCUUCAAACACAGCCCUGUACAGUACACUGUAUCAUAACAUAAUGUUGCAUGAAGGACAGACAUAUCUAAAAUUAUGAAGAAAAAUAAAAAACUAACACAUCUGACAAACAAGCAGGACAAGAAGGUACACAUAUUGGAGCUGUGGUGAAACCUUUGUGCCGCAAGAAGAGAGUUCAAAUUAGCCAAAGUGUCUUUGGAAAAAAAAAGGUAUGCAAAAUGGUGCCAGUGAUGAGAUGAUGAAUCGGAAAGCACAACUAUUAUAUCAAAGCAGCCUUGGAAACACAAGAUAGCCAGCAGUGUCAUCUAAACAGGUGCAACACUGAGAGCCCAGGAGCCAUACUGACCUGGGCCAGCUUGAAUUUGCACUUGACAAAAAAAAGGGUAUAGAUUUGGAAACACAAGCAGUUUUUGCUUCGACUAUAAAUAUUAAGUGUAUAUUUUCUAAAAUAACAUCUGCACACUGAAAAUGUACACCGAGUAAAACAAAUCCAUGUCGGAACAGUGACCUUUAUUCUUCUGGAACUCCUGAUAAAAGAUGACUUCCUAAUAGUUCAGUGGCAACAAGAAAACACUCUUAAACACUGUUAUACAACCAUACAAAUACUCAUAAACACUGUUAGAAAACCAGCUAUAGAUGAAAAGCUCUUUGCAUUUGUGGGUCUCUUUUAGACGUUUGGUUUCGAGCCGAAACAUGUUGUCCAAUCCAAUAUUUAAAAUGUUUUAGCUAUCUGAAACAUCAAAAGAAAACAAGGUUGUGUUUUAUUCUGCACAUGAUCUGCUGUAUGAUGCAUAUUUAUAGGUUCAGGCGUAUAGACAACGCAGGGUUCAUGUAAUGUGAAGGUCAUUUUCCAACGUAUGCCAUGCUUUGAGCAUUGAACUAAAUAGGUUUGGGUUUCUGACGUUUGGAACAAACGAUGAAAUGAUAAUAUCAGUAAUUGAUAGUCACAAUCUUAGACCAAAUUGUUAAUAGUGAUUAUGGUGCAUGAAACCCUGUUAUUCCUUCAUGGGUAGCUUUAAAACCAAGUCCACAUUGUAGCUGAGUGAAUUAUAAGUGCAAUGACAAGGGGUGAUCUCUUAUUGGUGUAAAAUGCCAAAGAUUGCAGAGCUGUGGUAUCCUGCAUCUUCCUUUUUUUUUAAAACAACUGACACAUAUUCAAAGCAUUAUCUGCUGCUGAUCAUGUGUUCAGAGUCACACCCUUUCCUCACUGUUCUGCAAACAGACAGGGAGAGGAGAGAAUAUAAAGAAGGAUUUCUACAUCCAAAGGCUAACAGCAGAUGCUAAAAUACCUUAGUUUUCAUCCUAGUGGAUCUGGUUUGUGGUAGGUUGAAAGGCAUUGCAGGUAAAUAAAGGAAACAAAAAAUUGAAGCGACUUUAGGCUAAGUAGGUUAGACUAAACAUCUUUAACACUGACCCACAAAUAAACUCUGAAAUGCACUCAUCUAAAUGCAUAAUUUCCAUAAUGCAAAAACAGUGUGAGGGUGUACAAGAGUGAAUUUUUUCCAACAAACCUUUUAGAAGCAUCGACGGUAGUGUAGUCCUAAGCUAUAAAGCCCCCACAAUUUGCCCAGUAAAACUGUAAACCUUUAUCCUAGUCACACUGCGCUUUUUUACUGUGUGUUGUUACUGGGUAUAAAAUCACUGAUGGAGAAGUUUAAUACCAGAAAGAAAGGACAUCUGGCUGAGUCUCUUUGGUGGUUUAAGGAGAGUUUUGACCCUCUGACUUCUCUUUCCUGUGGUUUUUCUAGACUCUCACUCCUCAUAGUUUACACCUCAGAAACAUGAAAUACUCUCAGUGUGGCGGCGAUCAGAUUACAAGGUUGAUUCUCUAUAGAGAAGUUGCUGACAAGGGAGCAAAAGCAAGACUCUGGUGUCUUCAUAUCUUUACUAGUAGUGCCUCUUUUUCAUCAGAUCAUUGUGACCUUCCUCAGUGAACAUUAUCACCUUUUAACAGAUUGCCAUCGAGUGUUUGUUGACUUCAAGUUUGAGUGCAAAUUGUAUUGAAGGAGUGUUGUUGAUGUGGCGCUUUUUUUCCGAUGCACUGAAUGUGCUGUGCUGUACCUCUCCUGUCACUGGUCACAUUUUACUACAGUGAAAUUGUUGCAACACUGAGCCUGUGUACACAUUCUUCAGGUGUGUACAUCAAUAAUAUCAGAGGUGGGAAGUAACAUUGUACAUUUACUCAAGUAAUAUACUUAAAUGCAAUUUUGAGAAACUUGUGCUUUACUUUAGUAUUUCCAUUUUAUGCUUCUUUGUACUUUUACUCUCCUACAAUUAUUUUGUAGCUUUAAGUUACUUUACAUAUUUGGAUUAAUGAUUAUGAAUCAUUAAUCCAAAUAUGAAAAUAUAAAUCAACUCUUAAAUCAGACUUUAAUUACUCCUGGAGUAAAUUCACGAGCUAUCCUACAGUAUACAAAGCCAUUAAAACUAUCUGCACCUUUACCAGAUUUUGAUAGCACAUCAAUAAUUAUAAUCAAAACCUAUCAUAUUUAUUAUUCUGAAAUGAACCAAUCUUCAUAAUAAGUUAUUUUACUUUUGGUGCUUUAAGUACAUUUUGAUGCUAAUACUUGUGUACUCUUAUUUGAGUGACAUUUUGAUUAAAGGACUUUUAAUAUUGCUACACUCUGGUACUUUUAAUUUUACUUUUACUCAAUUACAAGAUCUGAGUACUUCUCCCACCUCUGCUUAAUAUGUAUAGGAAUGUGCAUAAAACACAAAUUAGGCAUUUGAUAUCCUAUAUCAUUUCUAAAAAUGCAGCCAGCAGACCAAUGGACACACACACCGAAAUAUUUUAUUUGCAGCCCAGGAAAAUGAAAAGCACCUGUCCGAUCAGGAAUGACAACAUGUAGAAAGCCAUUUGUUGCAGGGCUACAUGGUACCUCAGAAAAGUUGCUGGAAUUAGACUGAUGUUACAAUUACAGUAGACAUUAUUAUUAUCAUUAAAAGACAAUAGUGCCAGUAAUAACUUUAAAAUGACUUAUAGAAAAACACCAUUUGCUAAGUAAUUUACAAUUGAGGAUGAAGUGAAAAGAUAAAAUCAUUGAAAAACAAACAAUUGCCGCUGUUUUUAUUCUACCAGGGUCCAGCAUGGGUACAGCACAGUUGCUUCUGCAGUGAAAAACAACAGAGGGUGUGCUUCCUACAUCAUGUAUCACUAAAAAGACUACUAACACGACGGCAGAUUAUUUUAUGUGAUCUAUAUUUAACAGAAUAUACGAUGUCUGUGAAAGAAAGAUUAUCUAAUGAAGAAUAUGGAAAUUGUACAAUACAGCCAGUCCCAAUGGUUUGUUCCUUUUUGAAAAGAAAACCUGAACAAAAUAAAUCAGCUGUCUGUUGUUGCUGAUCAAAGCCAUCGUGUUAGCUUAAAGAAAUCAGCACUGACUUUGAAAUAAACUCCCUUCUCAAGAGCCAAUUAGACUGAAAGGAGAAAAUGUACUGUCAUGGAGGCUAUACUAAGAGUGAAUAGAUAUGCCAUAUAUAAAUAAAUAAUUUAAUAUCUGUAAUUAUAAAUAUUGCAUUGCAUUGAGUCAGUAUGUGAAAUUCCUCUUUUUUUUAGGUGUGAAUUCUUUAUUUAAAAACUUUAAUGCAGA